Messenger RNA from Aquila chrysaetos chrysaetos, 2196 nucleotides. It is a transcript of the gene SPACA9, whose product is annotated as sperm acrosome associated 9. NCBI's taxonomy places the organism in Eukaryota, Metazoa, Chordata, Aves, Accipitriformes, Accipitridae. Bases 163 to 894 code for a protein of 243 amino acids. Gene Ontology annotation, cellular component: acrosomal vesicle; ciliary base; sperm flagellum. The transcript is spliced from 4 exons. The record is from RefSeq and is a predicted model, not a curated record.
CGAACGGCGACGCGGCCCACCCCCGGUUGCCAGGGAGACGUCGGGAGAUGCCGGAGCGCCCGGCGGAGGCCGGUCAGCCCCUGCCCGUACCGGCCCCUCUCGGCGGGGCUGCCGCGCCGCCCCUGCCCGUCCGCCGGGCUGAACCGGCCGGAGGGGGAAAACAUGAAUGAGGUAAAGGAGGCUCUAAGAAACAUAGAGCAGAACUACAAGCUUUUCCUGCAGCAGCAGUUUACGUUUAUCGGAGCACUGCAACACACCCGAGAGAAUGCACAUGACAUGAUCAGACCUGUGGCAAGCAUCAGCCAGGUACAGUCCUACAUGGACCAUCACUGUAACAAUUCCACCGACAGGCGUAUCCUCAACAUGUUCCUAAACAUCUGCAAUGAUCUAAGCAAGCUCUGCCACAAGCUGGAAACCGUGCAUUCUGGUAACAACAUAACCAAUAGCAUUUUGGAGAGAUGCAAGCUGCUCCUUAGCCACAGCAAUGAUCUGAGCACCAUCCGAGCUAAAUACCCCCACGAUGUUGUGAAUCACCUGAGCUGUGAUGAAGCAAAGAAUCACUAUGGAGGUGUGGUGAGCCUCAUCCCCAUCGUUCUAGACUGCAUGAAGGAGUGGGUAGCCCACAUCGAGAAGCUGCCACAGCCCAUGCUGUAUGAUGUGAGUGGUGGAAGUGCUAUCUCUCAGAAGAGGGCACCCCAGGAUGCACCAGCUAGGGCAGCCAUUUCCCAAACACCACCUUCUGUGCGCCUUGAAGCUCAGACCUCAACUAGUAACAAAGAUAAUGUACAAGUGCAAGGGAGUAAGCAUAUCCAGAAGAAAAACCUAAAUGACACAGAAAAUCACAGUGGGAAACUUAAAGGUCCCUGGAAACCACCAGGUAGACACGCCUUUUAAAGGAUCAAAGUUCAUGCAUCUUCUGCUUACCGCCUUUAAUCAGGUGGCUGAUUAAAGAUAGUGAAAUGAAUACUAGAGAUCCUUCCUAUCAGAGUCCACUUUCUGAAGAGUUAGCCCUGUAAGCCAGCCUUGGACAGGUACAUACUCUCUCCCUUGCUGACCUUUUCACUCUCCUCCUUAAAGUUGUUUCCCAACAGAAGUACCUGUAGCACUGGCGCUGGUCCCUUUGACCAGCACUGUGGUGAGAGCAGGGAACAGUCAGGAAUAAUCAGGUUUUAAUUGCUCAGAUACGAAUCUUGGGCAAGCUACUUGAAAUGGGAUUUUACACUUUCUCAGACUUCUGAGGAACACCCACUCACUCACCAAAGCCAGAGGUGUAAAGAACCUGCGUGUCUGCAGGACAUGAUGCAGAGCAGCAAAGGUCUCUCGUUAUGGAUUCAGACUUGUCCCUAAGGUUCCCUCACCCCCACUGAAAUUGCCUGGUUAUUUGGACCAAAGAAUCAAAGUUGACAGGACACUAAUGUCUCCCUUACAGGCCACUGGCUACAGAAAAGGUCAGAGUGCUUUAGCUGCACCGACUGUGCUCUCCUGCAUCCUUCUUACAGGUUCUCACACCAUUGCCAGUAUACCGUACUCAGAACAUCUUCCCUUACACCUGUUUCACUCCUUUGCUGUCAGAGCUAGAGAUGAAGUUUGUUCUCCUUUACCUUUUGCACUUAGUUUGGUGUGCUGACAAUACCCAAACUUGAAUAAACCACCCCUGUCCUCCCCAGAGCUCUUUGUUAGCAAAACUAACGAAGUCAUUUCCAGUCGACAUGAUUCAUGGGAAUCUGGUGAGAGCAAAGAGGCUGAGAAAACUGUGGCCAUUUUCAGAUCAUUCCUUUUCAAACUGCAAGUUAAAAUGUCUGUGCUUUCCCUUUUUCGCGAUGAGAAUUCAGCUUGCCUAGCUUUCAAGGAUGUUAUGAGUUCAUUAAAACUGCAAGGCAUUUGAGACAGUCUCAUGCUGCUUUUAUACCAGCACUUCGCAAUUCCAGCACAGUGACUUUAUACCAGUGCUGAAAACAGCUUUCUUUCCAGCCUGCUUAGGGAGGGUCAGCAGAGCCACGGGCUCUCCCCAUUCUCUGGAGCUGAUAUGCAUUUUUGGUGGUGCUUUUAUUCAAGCACUGUUAACUGUGUACUUAAGAUCUCAAUAACACUGUCUUCCCCGUAUCUGACUGCUUUUUUCCCCUCCCACAGGCAAAUUAGCUCCUGUUCUUUGCUUCCUGCUGGAAGACACUCCUGAAUAAACAAUUUCCCCUUGCA